AGACAGAGCUUCAUCGACGAGAGCAAUCAAUUCAUCCUUCUUUGCAAACGAACCCUUGAGUUAGAGCAUCAAGCGAUAUUUUCGGUACACCUAUUAGAGAGGAAUUAAGGGGUGCAAAAUUGUUCAAGGCUACUCGAUAAGCCUCAUUCAAGAUGGCUGCUCCUAUUUCCACCAUUGCCGAGAGCAAAGAGCUCCGCGGUCUCAAUCUCAUUGCAGCCCACUCGCACAUUCGCGGCCUCGGUGUUGAUCCGGAUACAUUACAGCCGAGGGCUUCCUCGCAGGGCCUUGUUGGUCAGGAGAAAGCGCGAAAAGCAGCGGCGGUUAUCUUGCAGAUGGUCAAGGCUGGGGAUAUUGCUGGACGUGCUGUAUUAAUUGCUGGACCUCCUAGCACGGGUAAAACCGCAAUCGCCAUGGGUAUGGCUCAAUCACUUGGCGCCGACGUGCCUUUUACCACCCUCGCAGCAUCAGAAGUCUUCUCCCUGGGAAUGUCGAAGACGGAAGCACUCACUCAGGCGUUUCGCAAAUCUAUCGGCGUGCGGAUCAAGGAGGAAAGCGAAAUUAUUGAGGGUGAGGUGGUGGAAAUCCAGAUUGACCGAAGCGUUACAGGGGGCAAUAAACAAGGAAAACUCACAAUCAAGACCACCGAUAUGGAGACUAUUUAUGAUAUGGGUACCAAAAUGAUCGAUUCAAUGACUCGAGAACGUGUGAUGGCCGGAGAUGUCAUCUCCAUUGACAAGUCAUCAGGCAAGAUCACGAAACUGGGUCGAUCUUAUGCGCGCUCAAGAGACUACGACGCUAUGGGCCCUGACGCCAAGUUUGUUCAGUGUCCGGAGGGCGAGCUUCAAGUCCGCAAAGAGAUCGUACACACUGUCAGUCUUCAUGAAAUUGACGUUAUCAAUUCACGUUCACAAGGAUUUCUUGCUCUUUUCUCGGGCGACACGGGUGAAAUCAGAAGUGAGGUCCGAGAUCAGAUCAACACCAAAGUUGCUGAGUGGAAAGAAGAAGGUAAAGCCGAGAUAAUUCCCGGUGUUCUGUUUAUUGAUGAAGUUCACAUGCUUGACAUUGAGUGCUACUCUUAUAUCAACCGAGCUUUGGAAGCAGAGUUGGCCCCGAUUGUUAUCAUGGCCAGCAACCGUGGCAACACACGUAUUCGCGGGACCAACUACUCCUCACCACAUGGUCUGCCCCUUGACUUACUAGACCGCGUGUCCAUUAUCAGCACCCAGCCUUACACAGCCGAUGAAAUCAGACAAAUAUUGGCCAUUCGAGCUCAAGAGGAGGAGGUCGACUUGUCUCCUGACGCCCUUGCUCUGCUCACCAAGAUAGGGCAGGAGUCUGGAUUACGCUAUGCCAGCAAUAUCAUCACCACCUCACAGCUGCUGAGCGAGAAGCGAAAAGCCAAGGAAGUUAGCGUUGACGAUAUUCAACGCAGUUACCGACUGUUCUAUGACCCUGCUCGAAGCGUCAAGUUCGUAAGCGAGUUCGAGAAGCGUUUCAUCAAUGAAACCGGCGACGUCAACCUUGCAUACACGAAUGGUGACGCAAUGGAAAUUUCGUAGAGCUACAUCCUUUCAUCUCUUUUGUUUUGAUUUGAGUUUUAUGUCCACAAUUCUUGUGACGGCGUACCUAGAGUGGCGAUCUUUUGACGGUGGUUUGGAUUUCAAAAGCAGCCCUUGUUUCUUUUCGUAUGGACGGGGACUCUUCUCUACGAAGCAUUUCUGAUGUUUAUUAAAAUGUAUGAUAUGACCAUUUAAGCGCAUUAAUGGUAUCUGGAGCUAUAUCCUGGCAUUUUGAACAGUAUAAUAUCGUACAAGCUCAAUAUGACAAAUCCACAUCAUAAGAACGUAGUAACACCGCUCCAGUCAUCCUCCGCACCCCCUACUCGGCGAAAUUCUACUCCCUCCCCAAAAUAUCCCGCGUCAUUCCAUGACU
Molecule: messenger RNA, 1932 nt
Organism: Talaromyces stipitatus ATCC 10500
Lineage: Eukaryota; Fungi; Ascomycota; Eurotiomycetes; Eurotiales; Trichocomaceae
Product: AAA family ATPase Rvb2/Reptin, putative
Exons: 3
Coding region: 153-1559 (468 amino acids)
Biological process (GO): chromatin remodeling; box C/D snoRNP assembly; regulation of transcription by RNA polymerase II
Cellular component (GO): R2TP complex; Ino80 complex; NuA4 histone acetyltransferase complex
Molecular function (GO): ATP binding; ATP hydrolysis activity; DNA helicase activity
Source: RefSeq, a predicted model, not a curated record